AUGGCGAAUCCAUUUGGAUCCACACCGCUUUCGCGUGCUAGGCAACGGAACGCGUAUACCUUAGACAAUGCCUAUAUGGCCAGACAUAUAGACGUGGCUGGCAUCAUCGGUCUCAGCAUCGCAGUCAAACUAUCCAAAUACUUGAAAGUCACUGUCAUCGCAAGAGAGUUACCCGGAGAUGUUGGCAUUGACUAUGCUUCCCCAUGGGCAGGGGCACACUUCCGCCCCACCCCCGCAAAAACAGAAGAGGAACGAAGAGAGCAGGCCUGGAUGCGACAAGCCUACAAAGAAUUCGAGGAGAUCGCAAAAUACCACCCGGAAGCGGGCGUGGAUUUUAUUCCCGCAGUCGAAUAUUUCGAUAACGCCGACGCAACCUCGUUCCUGGCAGAAGAAAAGGGAUACACCACAUGGCCGGACUUCCAUAUUCUCGACACUGCACAAUUGCCUCCUCAGCUUCAAUCUAUCCAGCUAGGCGUUACCUACCGCAGCUGGGUCCUGAACUCGCCGGUCUAUUUGAAGUGGCUACAGAAGCGGGCAGAGGCGCAGGGGACUCGGUUCAUUCGAGCUCAUCUGACGGACCUGGAACAGGUUGUGUCUGCCUAUCAGGAGAAUACAUCCCAAGAUGAAAGCGAUGAUAUUUUGGCUGUUGUUGAUGCCAGCGGGAGGGGUUCAAUGAUCCCAAGUCUUUCCCCUCACGGGGUCAGUUCAUCAUCGUCUCAAACCACUGUGAUAAAACGGUCAGUCAUCAUUGGAGUGAUGGUUCCUCUACGGUCUGAGGAUGUCGACGACGCUUCAACUGAAGCCAUCCUGAAAAGGGUGAGAGAUCUAUGCCCCGAUAUGGUUGGCGGGAAUGCGGAUGAACUGGCUUCGACGAACGGGUUUGAUCUAAAGCAAGUCUAUGUUGCUCGGCGCCCAAUGAGGCGUGAUGGACUCCAUUUUGUCUUGAAGUCAUUAGUGGGCCAUACUGUGAAUCCUCUUCUCCUGAUCUCUUGCUACGGUGCUGGGGCAAAUGGGUACACAAUUAGCUGGGGACUGGCGUGUGAAGUCGACAAGUUCUUUUCUCCUACUAGAUAG
Messenger RNA from Penicillium egyptiacum, 1074 nucleotides. The record is from the annotation of a GenBank genome assembly. Lineage: Eukaryota; Fungi; Ascomycota; Eurotiomycetes; Eurotiales; Aspergillaceae.